CGGGGCCUGGCAGAAGAGGGCAGGAGGGCUGGAAAAGGUGGCGCUGGAAUUAGAACUGGAGUACCCGCGUGGGUGCUGUCGGCUGGGCGCUCCAACUCCAACUCCCUGUGAGGCGCAGGCGGCCCGGGGUUGGGCCCACGGCCGCGAGGUACACUGCUCCUCUGAAAGGCUUGACCGUCAGAAUGGAAGGAAACUGUGGUGCAGACUGCCCUCUGUGGAGCCUUUGAAGACAAUAAAAUCCUGUUCACUUCCACAGGCUCUUCUCUGGAUCACGUGCUAUGGUGAAAAAUGUUUCGGAAAGGCAAAAAGCGACACAGUAGUAGCAGUUCCCAAAGUAGUGAAAUCAGUACCAAGAGCAAGUCUGUAGAUUCCAGCCUUGGGGGCCUGUCCCGAUCCAGCACUGUGGCCAGCCUCGAUACAGACUCCACCAAAAGCUCAGGACAAAGCAACAAUAACUUAGAUACUUGUGCAGAAUUUCGAGUAAAGUAUGUUGGUGCCAUUGAGAAGCUGAAACUCUCUGAGGGAAAAGUCCUGGAAGGACCACUAGACCUGAUAAAUUAUAUAGAUGUUGCCCAGCAAGAUGGAAAGUUGCCUUUUGUUCCUCUGGAGGAAGAAUUUAUUAUGGGAGUUUCCAAGUAUGGGAUAAAAGUAUCAACGUCAGAUCAGUAUGACGUGUUACACAGGCAUGCUCUGUAUUUAAUCAUCCGGAUGGUGUGUUAUGAUGACGGCCUCGGGGCAGGAAAAAGCUUACUGGCUCUUAAGACCACAGACCCAAGUAAUGAAGAAUACAGCCUGUGGGUCUAUCAGUGCCACAGCCUGGAACAAGCACAGGCAAUCUGCAAAGUUUUGUCCACUGCGUUUGACGCCGUGUUAACCUCUGAGAAAUCCUGAACUCUGCACUCAGGCGAAGGAAGCCAACCUCACCCGAGAGUCCAGCUGUUUUCUCUCAUCUGCUUUCAAUCUGCAAUGCUGAACUAUUACAGAAAGAUGAGGUGAUGCCCUGCUCCAAUUUUCUGAAGAAAGUGCAAUGUCUACACUAUUGACUAUUUGUUUUUGUAUUAAAAUAUGUCUAAUUAAACAUG
Molecule: messenger RNA, 1082 nt
Organism: Marmota flaviventris (yellow-bellied marmot)
Lineage: Eukaryota; Metazoa; Chordata; Mammalia; Rodentia; Sciuridae
Gene: Itgb1bp1
Product: integrin subunit beta 1 binding protein 1
Biological process (GO): negative regulation of substrate adhesion-dependent cell spreading; negative regulation of focal adhesion assembly
Cellular component (GO): ruffle; lamellipodium; cytoskeleton
Molecular function (GO): integrin binding
Source: RefSeq, a predicted model, not a curated record